CCAAUGGCUUUGCACUUGCACAUUAGUGAUCUUGUUUCAAUGCCCCGUUGCUUCAGAUUACUUGUGUGUGCAUUCCUUCUAUUCAUCUCAACCACCCUUGUUGUUCAAGCAGCAUCUGAUUCUGUAGCAAGAAACUCCACCACCAAUACUACCCUGCUCAAUGCCUCCAAAAAGUUCAUACGAAACCAGUGCAAUUCAACUGCCACUUACCCAAAUGUUUGUUACAACUCUCUCUCCCCGUACGCAUCAAAAAUCAAAUCCAACCGUUUGAUACUCACCAGAGUCUCUGUUCUUCUGGCUCUGAAAGCAGCAAGAGCUUCAUCUAGGGUAAUGACAAGGCUAUCCAAGUUGAACACCCUGACACAUGAUGAGACCUUGGUCGUUGCUGAUUGCGGAGAGAACAUUGAUGACACAGUGGAUCUGCUUGAGCAAUCUGCUGAUGGCAUUUUGCAUUUGAAUGGCACGAGAACUAAUGAGGAUAGAUUUCAAUGGGAUGACAUAAAGACAUGGAUGAGUGCGGCCAUAACUGAUGACUAUACAUGCACGGAUGAGUUUCAUGAAAUGGAAGUGCGGCCUUCAGUGCAGAAGAUGAUCAAAACCAGUGUUGAUUAUGCGGAAUGGAUGACUAGCAAUGCCUUGGCUUUCGUAAACAGGCUUGCCUACUAAACAUGUUUGGUUCUGUGGUGGAAUGUCCUAUAACCACUAGGAAGAAGCUACUAAGUGUAACUUCUGGAGUUACCGUGGUUUGAAUUGCGUGUUGCCACCAUUCCAAACAUACUGAGAAACAAACACUACUGUUUCUAGCUAUAUGUCAACUGUAUACAUAUAUAGGCCCUUGCUAUCUAGGGAUCAUUAGUUGUGUUGUGCUGGUUAGCUUUUCCAUAGGCUACCAAGGUUAAGGUAAAUUUCUUGCUGUUAGCCUGUUUGUUACUGCAUGAUUCAUAAGUUAAUCGAAUACCGAAUAUUUCAA
Lotus japonicus is the source of this 970-nucleotide messenger RNA. RefSeq names its product pectinesterase inhibitor 4-like. Lineage: Eukaryota; Viridiplantae; Streptophyta; Magnoliopsida; Fabales; Fabaceae. The record is from RefSeq and is a predicted model, not a curated record. Gene Ontology annotation, molecular function: enzyme inhibitor activity. The transcript has a single exon. Gene Ontology annotation, biological process: negative regulation of catalytic activity. The coding region runs from base 4 to 666 and encodes 220 amino acids.